AUGUCUCCUGCGGUUUGGUUCCUCGCCCGCCGCCUGGAGUUUUGCAUCCCGCCUGGCCGAUGCCAGAAGGUGACGUUGCUUUUGGGGGAAUGGGCCUCGGCUUUGCCUUUGGUGUCUUUCCUUUCAGACUUGCAUCGGCGACUCCUUCCAACCCGAGUGGCACUUUGCGCCACUGUUGCACGCUCAACCUGCCAGCGUGUGUUGCCUGCCCUGAUAACAAUCUGCCGCAGCAGAGAUUGCGUGGGAGCCGAUUCCAGGCCAGGGAGGCUAAUUCUGAUGCGGGAGCCGCCUUGGCACCUUCGGGAACGUGGGAGACACCCACGGGUUCUUCCUCGUGCGGAAGCGCCUUCUUCCUUGGAGGCUUUUAAACAGAGGCUGGGUGGCCGUCUGUCGGCGGUGGCGCAUGUGUUGGGGCUUGCAGCAGAAGUGCUGAGCCUGCACGGCCGGGGCUUUCGGCCUCCGAGGGAGGGAGAGAGUGCUGGAGAGGAAGCCCCAGGAGAGGGAGGGGGAGGAGACCCCUUGUGCCCCCCUCGCAUCCUGCCCCACGGGUGCAAAAGCAAGGGAGGGCAGUGGGGCACACGCUACCCUUGCCUCCACGGCUGGCUCCCUUCCUCUCGUGUGUGCAGAGCCGACUCUAGGCCAAGGCCGGGAGCGGCGGGGAGAAGGUGGGUUUCGUUCUGUUGCUUCCCAAGAGUGUCGCGUACAGCAACCGGCGUCAUAACCAUUUUGCAAAACGAGGAGGAGGAGUGGCCGGGCCCGGCUCUCUCUGGCAGGGGAGGAUUGUGCCGCGUAAGCUGUCUGCUGCUGGAGCCGGUGCCGGCCUCGGUUGGGUCCCUAGCCUCACGCUGCCCCGCUUUCCCUCCUUCCCGGCAGGACCUGCGCUCGCUGGACGGCUGCAUCCAGAGCACGCUCUCGGCGCUCUUCCCGCCCUUUGAGUCCACAGCGGCCACGCUCCUGGGACAGGUCUUCGACGGGGUGGAGGCCGCCUUCCGUGGAGACGGGCUGCGCUACCUCACCGGCUUCCUCAUCCCGGCCAAGCACAUCCUCCAGUGCGUCCAGCAAGAGGCCUGCGCCCCGUUCUGCGGCCGGCUCUUCCGCCACGAGGGCUGGCCGCUCUGCCUGGGGGAGAAGGUGGUCGUCCAGCUGGGUGUACUUGACCGGCGGGCGCUGAAGCCUGGGGACUUCUACCUGCAGGUGGUCCCUUCCUCAACGUCCCCCCCGCGGAUUGUGGUCAAGUGCCUCUCGCCCGACGGGUGCCACCUGGAGCAGCUGGUGGUCCCAGAGGAGUGCUACACGUCCAUCUUCACCCCAGGAUGGCUGGAGGGCCUCAACCGGGAGCGGAGGGGACCGGCGUUGGGCAGCUGCCUCCUGGCCACUGAGGGCGGGGCCAUCCGCCUGCCCUGGGAGCACAUUGUGCGGCCAGAGUUCGUCCCCAGCGAGGCCCCCGCCAUGGCCGAGAGGCCUCCUUCGCCUGAUUUUUCAGAAGAGUGGUCUCGGAAUGGAUCCCGGGACUUCCGUGGGGCAGGGACGCCCGAAGAGGUGGAGGUCCUGCCCACAUCGGUGGGGCCUUUGAGGAGAGCAGCUCCAGGCAAGGAGAAGGACCUGGGAGGGGAAUACGCCGCAUUGACCGAGGUCUCCCGGGUGCCGGAGGUAUCCGGGGCCCAGCCAGCCCCUCCCACUUGCCGCUGUGCUGAAACCGGGGCCCGGGAUUGGCCCCUGUCUUGUCCAGACGGCAGCACUUCCUUGAGCAACGGAGUCGGCGUGGACCUGCCGCCAACAGCAAGUGGGCAGCUGAGGAUCUCCGAGGCGCAGACUGGCGAUGCCGGGAUCUCUUGGGUGAAUGAAGGUGGAACGGGAAGCGACAUGUUGCCCCUGAGGGAGCCCCCCACCCCUCUGCCCUCCACGGAGGGGGAGACCCUUCCCUCGGGGCACGAACUCGACUGGCGGUUUGCCAUGUGCCGCUUCCAGGAGGCAGAAGAGUCCGAGGGUACGCUGCCCGCGACCGAGAUCCCCCCUCGAAGUGAGGGAAGGGCCACCGAGGUGCUGGACAAUGGCUGGUCUCCGGGAGCAGGCCGUGUCGGAGUGUGGGAUGCUGAGGAUCAGCAGGGAGGGAGGGGGGCCAGGGGGGGUGGGGGCCCUCGGAGUGAUGGGGUCCUGGUAGAGGAGCCUUGUGGGGGGGCUCAUGAAGACCAUCAAAUUGUUGACCUCUGCUGCCAGGAGGAGGAGGACAACGAUGACAAUUCUGGUUACGCCAACUCAAGCCCCUCGUCCACAAUGAAGUCGUUCCUACCAGAAGGCGACCCGGAUGGGACGCUGGAGCCUGGUCUCCUUGCUGAAGAGCCUCCACCUGCGGUGACCUGCCAGUUGGCUCCUCAUCUGGAACGGAUGGAGGAGAAGGAGAUAAAGAGGGAAGCUGACCGGUUGGAGGGGCCACGCUGUGGGGCCGGAGAGGGGGCUGAGCAAGGCCUGCGAGAGCAGCACAGCCCUAGAGACCCUCCUCCGACUCUGUGGUCCAGCACGAAGGAGCAGGAUCAGGCGGAGGAGGAUGGCCAAAUGCCCCAUGACCGCAGCGCCCUUCUGUUUAGCCCCUCUGUACCAACGCAACCAGAGAGCAGCUGCCCCACUUUGACAGGCACAGAACCGCUGGGCUUCUCAGGCCUCCUCAGUGCGGAAGGGGCCCCGGCACACCCCCUGGACCGGUCCAGCCUCUCCAACGAGACAGAGGCCUUCCUGCUGGACACUUUGCAGGGCCAGAGAGAGGCCUUCCCUACAGCUGUUUCCCCCAAAAAGGAGCUGGGCUUGAGGCCCCUUCUGGGGUCCAGCCCCCUCCCGGCCCCCUUGGCAGUGGAGGAGCCCCCAGGAGUUGCCCAGGAGGACCAGGCCACAGCAGCAGUAUCAGCCUCCUUCCCGUCGGCAGGGGAAACCAACGGGCAAAGCCGGCACGUCGUCGUCACCGGCUCCCCAAAAACGCCGCCCUCUUCCCCCCUGGAGACCCCGGGACCGCCUUGCUUUCCUUCUGGGGGGGAAGCCCUCCUGCACGCGCCCCCAACGUGGAGGGACGUGGAUUGGGAGAUGCUCCGGAGCGGAGUGGCCUACCUGCCAGGCGGCAGGGACCGCUGUGGGCGGGCAGUGGUCAUCCUCCAGACCAGGAGCGCCCUGUGGCCGGACCCUUCCUCCAGACAGGCCAGCGCACUGGUGCGCCUCCUCCUCUACCUGCGCAGCACACUCAGGCCUGAGCUCCAGGCUCUGGGCCUCACGGUCCUGGUCGAUGCCCGCCAAUGCCCUCCGGCCCCGGCCCUCUUCACCACUCUGGCCACCCUGCAGGCGUCCGUCCCUGGCUGCGUCCGUGGGGUGCUCUGCCUGGCCGAGAAAGAGGCCGCCUUCCGGGUGGAGAGGCCACACACCUUGCAGUGCGAGCUGCUGACCUCCCUGAAGGCCCUGCACAGGCACAUCGAGGCCGCGCAGCUUCCCCCGGAGCUGGACGGGACCCUCCCUUACUGCCACCAGGACUGGCUGCGCUUCCGCAUGCGCCUGGAGCAGCUGCUGCAGGGAUGCCAAGGGGCCCGUGCCUUCCUGGAGGGGGCCGUCCGAGCCGUGGGGUCCGGUGGGUGGCCGGAGACGGCCGAGGAGGCAGAGGCGCUUCUGCAGAGGGACCGGCAGCUGAUGCGGACGGUGCUGGAGGACGCCCGCCUGGUCCGGCUGCAGCAAGAGGGGGGGGCCCUGCUGGCCCGGCUCCGGAAGGAGGACUCCCCCGUGGCACUCGUCCCGGACUUCCCGUUGGUGCUGGAUGCGGCCACUGCCCUGUACAACCAGGUGGACGAGGGCAUCCAUCAGCUGGUGCUGGCCUCCAACCAGCGCAUCCGGGUCCUGGAGCUGGUCAGGGACCUGCCGGCCUUUGAGGAGGCCUUUCGGGAGGUCAGCGGCUGGAUCGAGAACGUGGGCCGGACGCGGCUGGUGGAGCUGGGAGAGCUGGGCGCUUCCUCGGAGGCCCUCCUCCGGGCGCAGAGGCAGUUCCAGGACUUUGAGCUGGUGGCCGGUGAAUACAUCCGGAAGGGCUGGGAAGCCCUGCGGAAGACGGGAUGGGAGGAGUUCUCUUCCUCUUCCUCCCCCUCCUCGUCCGGGGAGCUUCCCGCGGGAACCGUGGCCCAUCUCCAGGGUGCCAACCAACUGCUGCGGAGCUUCUGCCACCAACUGGAGGGCGGCAGGAACCGGCUGGAGGAGGCCACACAUCUCUAUGCGUUCCUGGACCAGGCGCAGUCCUGGGCUGCGGAGGGGACGAGGCUGCUGUCCGGCCUGGGCCCGGAGGAGGGCUCCACCCACACCGAAAGCAAACCCAAGGCGGCCUUGGCCUGGCUGGAGAGCGCCCGCGGGUUCAGCGAGGCGCAGUUCCAGGAGACGAAGGAGGCGGCGCUGCGGCUGAAGAGCGGGGCGGCGCUGCAGCGGUGGCACCGAGCGUGGGCCCAGUGCCAGGAGGCCAGGCAGGGCCUGGGGAGGAAGGUGGAGGUUGCGCUCAGUGCCACCGCCAAGCCUUUGCGGCCACAUUGGGCCCCGCCACAGGAGUCAGCUGCCGGGGGCCCCUCCCAGGCCUCUCCCAGCCCCGAUGGUGUUGCCCUUGAGGUGGAAGUGGCCCCCGCGCACACCCGGCGCAUCCUGCGCAAGGCCCAAAGCUUUGAGCUUGGCGGUUCAUUAGAGGGCCUGCGCCCCGGCUGCCAGCGCACCUUGAGCGAGCCAGCUCCCUUCGGGCACCACCACCACCACCACCACCACCACCGCGGGGUCUUCAUCCGGGGCCUGGAGGUCAGCAGCACGGAGCUGGCCGGGAGGGCCGGAGGGGCCCCACAGGCUCUCGCACCUCCCGCUUGGGGACCAUCCUGCGCACAGGAGCAACACAGGAGCAGCGGCCCCAACUUGUUGGUGGAGGAGGAGGAGGAGGAGGAAGAGGCCAAGGGCUGGAGCCGGCUGAAGAACAUUGUGGAGGAGAUGGUGAGGACGGAGCAGGAGUACGUGCGCUCCUUGCGCUACAUCAUGGAGAGCUACUUCCCGGAGAUGGAGCGCGGGGACCUUCCCCAGGAGCUGCGGGGCAAGCGCAGCGUGGUGUUCGGCAACCUGGAGAAGCUCCACGGCUUCCACAGCCAGUACUUCCUGCGCGAGCUGGAGAGCUGCUGCGCCCACCCGCUGCGCGUCAGCCACUGCUUCCUCAGACACAAAGACCAGUUUGGGAUGUACGCGCUCUACAGCAAGAACAAGCCCAAGUCGGAUGCCCUCCUGGCCGGCCGAGGGAACGCCUUCUUCAAGUCCAAGCAGGUGCAGCUGGGGGACAAGAUGGACCUGGCCUCCUACCUGCUGAAGCCCAUCCAGCGCAUGAGCAAGUAUGCGCUGCUGCUCAAGGACCUGCUCCAGCAGUGCGCCGAGGGCCAGGAGCAGGAGCGGGCCGAUCUGCGGGCCGCCCAGGAAAUGGUGCGCUUCCAGCUGCGGCAUGGCAACGACCUCCUGGCCAUGGACGCCAUCCGCGAGUGUGACGUGAACCUGAAGGAGCAGGGCCAGCUGGUGCGCCAGGAUGAGUUCAGCAUCUGCCUGGGUCGCAGGAAGUGCCAGCGCCACGUCUUCCUCUUUGAGGACCUGAUCCUCUUCAGCAAGCCCAAGCGCAUGGAGGGCAGCUUGGACAUCUACGUCUAUAAGCGCUCCUUCAAGACGGCGGAUAUCGGCCUGACGGAGAACUCGGGCGAGAGCGGCCUGCGCUUUGAGAUCUGGUUCCGGAGGCGGAAGUCCAGCGACACCUUCGUCCUGCAGGCCGGCAGCCCGGAGAUCAAGCAGGCCUGGACCAGGGACAUUACACGGAUCCUGUGGGAGCAGGCCGCCCGCAACAAAGAAAUCCGGAUGCAGGAAAUGGUCUCCAUGGGGGUGGGCAACAAGCCCUUCCUGGACAUCCAGCCCAGCGAAGCCGCCAUCCAGGACCGCGCCAUCGACUACAUCAUGAAGGGCCGAGGAGCCAGGACCCGCGCCUCCAUCGCCGUCUCGGUCUUUGACCACAGCGCGCCCUAUAAGAGGCCCCAGGCCCCGCACCCUUUGGGCGGCCCCGCCUUGUCCCCCUCCUCAUCCUCUUCCUCCUCGGUGCUGGGGCCCCUCAACCUGCACAUGUACCUGGACCGGGCCCAGCUGCCCCACCUCUUGGCCCACAGCCGCCCCUUCGACGCCAGGGCCCCCUGUUUGGAGGAGGACGAGGCCGAGGCCGAGACCAGCAGCCAGCCUUCCAUGACGACAGAGAGCUCCGGCUCCUCCUCGCUGGGCCCUCCGUCCGCCAGUGGCUCCAGCGGCUCCGACAGCGGCUGCUGCGCUUCCGCCCCCUCCCAGGAGAGUGGCCUCGAGGGCCCCACCACCGGACCCCGCUUCCCCCAGCAACCACCUCCGGGCCAGCCCCCCCGCCUCAAGAGCCAGUAUGUCUCUGCGGUCUGAAGGAUAGCGGCCUCUCAGAGGCUCCGGAGGAGCGGUCGUCCAGCUGCCCACUUGACCCCGUUGACCAUUGGGUACCUGAUGUGUGCAGUGGGGGGUGUCUCCCAG
This is a messenger RNA of Anolis sagrei ordinatus, 6558 nucleotides long. Lineage: Eukaryota; Metazoa; Chordata; Lepidosauria; Squamata; Anolidae. The record is from RefSeq and is a predicted model, not a curated record.